This is a messenger RNA of Salvia miltiorrhiza (redroot sage), 1109 nucleotides long. Its product is annotated as 60S ribosomal protein L13-1. Lineage: Eukaryota; Viridiplantae; Streptophyta; Magnoliopsida; Lamiales; Lamiaceae. The transcript is spliced from 5 exons. Gene Ontology annotation, cellular component: cytosolic large ribosomal subunit; ribosome. Gene Ontology annotation, biological process: translation. Gene Ontology annotation, molecular function: RNA binding; structural constituent of ribosome. The record is from RefSeq and is a predicted model, not a curated record. Bases 259 to 879 code for a protein of 206 amino acids.
ACUAAAGCAUAUACAUUUGAGGUGAGAGAGAGCCCAUUAUCACAAACAUCAAUUGGACAAACGGGCCCAAUUCCUAACUCUUCUAACAUAACAGGAUUUUUCAGUUACAAUUUCUGGGCCCAAAACCCGUCCAAAACCUAGGGUUUCUGGCGCUCUAUAUAAAAGAAGAGGCGCCCAUUUCUCAAUGGAAUUUGCAGCAGUACAGAGCUAGGAGGAGCUCCCCGUCGUCCGCCCUGCUCAUCACCGACGCUGUAAACCAUGAAGCACAACAAUGUUAUUCCCAACGGGCACUUCAAGAAACAUUGGCAAAACUAUGUGAAGACUUGGUUUAAUCAGCCUGCCCGCAAGGCCAGAAGAAGAAAUGCGAGGCAGCAGAAGGCGAUCAAGAUUUUUCCCAGGCCCACAGCUGGGCCACUUCGUCCAGUCGUACGUGGCCAGACACUAAAAUACAACAUGAAGGUCAGAGCUGGUAGGGGAUUUUCUCUAGAGGAGUUGAAGGCUGCAGGCAUCGCAAAGAAACUUGCACCAACUAUCGGUAUUGCUGUUGAUCAUAGGCGUCGCAACAGUUCCUUGGAAGGGUUUCAGACCAAUGUUCAGAGGCUGAAGACAUUCAAGGCCAAGCUUGUUGUCUUCCCAAGACGUGCUCGUAAGGUUAAGGCUGGUGAUUCUUCACCCGAGGAGUUGGCAACAGCCACGCAAGUUACGGGUCCUUUCUUGCCUAUUGUACGUGAGAAGCCAAACGUUGAGCUUGUGAAGAUCACACAAGACAUGAAGUCAUUCAAGGCAUACGACAAGCUGCGUCUGGAGCGAACGAAUGCACGCCACGUCGGUGUUAGAGCCAAGAGGGCAGCCGAAGCUGAGAAGGAAGACAAGAAGUAGGUACAAGUGAAGUGAUUGUGAGCUUGUGAUUCAGCAAACUGUUUAAUCUGUUUUGCUUUGGGGCUGGACCGAUUAUCUUGAUUUUGGUUGAAAUUUUCAUAGUAUUUUCAGCUCUUUGUAUUGAAUUAUCUGAGACAGCAAAUCUUUUUAUCGUUUUGUCAUGGAUGAACUUACUAUAUUUCAAUAUUUUCUACGAAUGGAUUUCAUCGUAUAGACGAUAGAUUGAUAAA